Messenger RNA from Sorghum bicolor (sorghum), 797 nucleotides. RefSeq names its product probable histone H2A.5. The record is from RefSeq and is a predicted model, not a curated record. The transcript has a single exon. Bases 72 to 539 code for a protein of 155 amino acids. Lineage: Eukaryota; Viridiplantae; Streptophyta; Magnoliopsida; Poales; Poaceae. Gene Ontology annotation, cellular component: nucleosome. Gene Ontology annotation, molecular function: structural constituent of chromatin; DNA binding; protein heterodimerization activity.
CACACCCACAUCGCCUCUCAACUCCCACGCUUUCUCUCGAUCUCGAAGCGCAGCAGCGGCAACCGGCGGCCAUGGACGUGAGCGGUGCCGGAGCGGGCGGGAAGGCGAAGAAGGGCGCGGCGGGGCGCAAGGCUGGCGGGCCGAGGAAGAAGUCGGUGUCGCGUUCCGUCAAGGCCGGGCUGCAGUUCCCCGUCGGCCGUAUCGGGCGGUACCUCAAGAAGGGCCGGUACGCGCAGCGCGUCGGCACGGGCGCCCCCGUCUACCUCGCCGCCGUCCUCGAGUACCUCGCCGCCGAGGUGCUGGAGCUCGCCGGCAACGCGGCCAGGGACAACAAGAAGACGCGCAUCAUCCCGCGCCACGUGCUCCUGGCCAUCCGCAACGACGAGGAGCUCGGCAAGUUGCUGGCCGGCGUCACCAUCGCCCACGGCGGCGUCCUCCCCAACAUUCACAGCGUGCUUCUCCCCAAGAAGGUGGCCGAGAAGGCGGCCAAGGAGCCCAAGUCGCCCAAGAAGGCCGCCAAGUCCCCCAAGAAGGCAUAGAGUGCUCUCCAGUCUCCUCUCUUAAGAGGGAGGUCCCUACAUUACCAUUAGCGCCGUGCUGGUAGAUUAGAUCAUGUUUAGUGUUACUACCUCUGUAACGUUCUUGUUCUUGCUGCUAAUUGGAAUGGUUUAUCUAGUACUAGUACAUCUGUGCAUUUUCGUUGGUUGGAACUAGAUUUCAAAAACAAAAGUUUGCGACGGGAAUCUUGUUUUACAGAGGUAGAGAUUGUCAAUACAGUUUGGAUUACUGUUGAACCA